Messenger RNA from Electrophorus electricus (electric eel), 3754 nucleotides. RefSeq names its product guanylate cyclase 1 soluble subunit beta 1 (gene gucy1b1). Gene Ontology annotation, cellular component: guanylate cyclase complex, soluble. Lineage: Eukaryota; Metazoa; Chordata; Actinopteri; Gymnotiformes; Gymnotidae. The record is from RefSeq and is a predicted model, not a curated record. Gene Ontology annotation, biological process: response to oxygen levels; cGMP biosynthetic process. Gene Ontology annotation, molecular function: guanylate cyclase activity; heme binding.
GAAUGGUGGUUUCCCACAUAACAGCUGAAAGCGGUUUCAGAGGUUCUGUUUUCAGAUUUAUUUUAUCGGGGAAAAAAAGAGAAAAAUAGUCGAAUCAUGUAUGGUUUUGUCAACCACGCCUUAGAACUUCUGGUAUUAAGAAAUUUCGGGCCAGAUGUAUGGGAGGCUAUCAAGCGGGAGGCCCAGGUUGAUGUUGAAGGUCAAUUCCUGGUCAGAAUCAUCUAUGAAGAUGCCAAAACAUAUGACCUUGUGGCUGCUGCAAGCAAAGUUCUAAAGAUUGAAGCGGGUGACAUCCUGCAGAUGUUUGGGAAGAUGUUCUUCGAGUACUGUCAGGAGUCUGGCUAUGACACCAUCCUCAGAGUGCUGGGCUCCAAUGUCCGUGAGUUCCUUCAAAACCUGGAUGCCCUGCACGACCACUUGGGCACCAUUUACCCAGGCAUGCGCGCGCCCUCUUUCCGCUGCACGGACGCAGAGAAGGGCAACAACCUCAUCCUACACUACUAUUCCGAGAGGGAGGGGCUGCAGGACAUUGUCAUUGGCAUCAUCAAGACAGUCGCGCAGCAGAUCCAUGGGACAGAAAUCGAGAUGAAGGUUGUUCAGCAGAAAAGCGAGGAGUGUGACCACAUUAAGUUCCUGAUCGAGGAGAAAGAUUCUGAGGAGGAGGCGUUCUAUGAGGAUCUGGAUGGCUUCGAGGAGAACAGCACCCAGGAGACGCGCAUCAGCCCCUACACCUUCUGCAAGGCCUUCCCUUUCCACCUUAUGUUCGACAAGGAUCUUGUGCUCACCCAGUGCGGCAAUGCCAUCUUCAGGGUCCUGCCACAGCUCCAGCCUGGCAUGUGUAACCUGGCCUCUGUAUUUUCCCUGGUGCGGCCUCACAUUGAUUUCAGUUUCCAUGGCAUCCUUUCCCAUAUCAACACGGUGUUUGUGCUCCGGAGCAAGGAGGGCCUACUGAAUGUGGAGACGGCUGAGUGUGAGGACGAGCUGACAGGAGCAGAGGUUAGCUGCCUGCGGCUCAAAGGACAGAUGAUCUCGCUCCCCGAGACGGAGAACAUCCUCUUCCUCUGCUCACCGAGCGUGAUGAACCUGGACGAUCUGACACGCAGGGGUUUAUAUCUGAGUGACAUCCCACUGCAUGACGCCACACGUGACCUGGUGUUGCUGGGUGAGCAGUUCAGGGAGGAGUACAAGCUCACACAGGAGCUUGAGAUCCUCACCGACCGUCUGCAGCACACGCUCCGGGCCCUGGAGGACGAGAAGAAGAAGACUGACAGGUUGCUGUACUCAGUGCUGCCGCCGUCCGUGGCCAAUGAAUUGAGACACAAGCGACCUGUGCCUGCAAAACGCUACGACAACGUCACCAUCCUCUUCAGCGGUAUUGUGGGCUUCAAUGCCUUCUGCAGCAAGCAUGCGUCAGCGGAGGGAGCCAUAAAGAUUGUCAACCUCCUCAACGACAUCUACACCAAGUUCGACAUUCUUACCGAUUCCCGGAAGAACCCUUAUGUGUAUAAGGUGGAGACCGUUGGCGACAAAUACAUGACAGUGAGCGGUCUUCCUGAGCCUUGCAUCCACCACGCCAAGUCCAUCUGUCACCUGGCCCUGGACAUGAUGGAGAUGGCUGGACAGGUGAAGGUGGACGAGGAACCUGUGCAGAUUACUAUAGGGAUCCAUACUGGAGAGGUCGUGACAGGGGUCAUAGGUCAGCGAAUGCCCCGCUACUGCCUGUUUGGGAAUACGGUGAACCUAACGAGUCGCACAGAGACCACAGGCGAGAAGGGGAAGAUAAAUGUGUCUGAGUACACCUACAGGUGUCUGCAGUCGGCGGAGAACGCUGACCCCCAGUUCCAUCUGGAGUAUCGUGGGCCUGUGACCAUGAAGGGAAAAAAGGAGCCAAUGAAAGUGUGGUUCCUCUCACGGAAGAACCCAUAGACGCAAAUCAGCCAGGAGGCACCAUUUCCAUUCAAUUUUUCUCUAUUUAAGAUGAGCACUGCAGUAAUUCAUUCACAGUUCCACUGGAUUAUGAGCAUUACAAGCAAAAUGCUCCUCUCUGUAGUCACCUAUAGCAGCUUUUAGUUUUAGAAUCCUGUAUCUUCAGUUGAAAGCAAAUUAUUACAGGCGUCUAUGUGUUUUGGGAGUCACAUUUUUAAGAUUUUUCUUCUUCUUUUUCUUCCCAUUCUUUAAAAUAACAUGUCUAGCCAAGCCACUAAAUCUACUUUCUUUGUUUUUUUUGCAGGUUUUUGGCUAAUUUUAUUUGUUUCACACCCACUUAAUGUCCGAAUAAUUUUAGGUUUUUAUUGGUUUGUUUGUAUGUUUUGUUUUUACUAUGGGACCAUAUCACUCAACAAUGUUUAAAUCCUCAAAAGACUUUGCUGUUGUUUCGGUACAGUAUGGCCAACAUAUGCAAAUCAGUACCACUCAGUGCAGCCUCAUUGAUAAUGAAUAUAUAAAACUACACGUAGAAGCAAUUAUUUUGAUUUGACAAACGUCUACUAGUCAACAUUCUAAAGAAACAUGAUAAAUUUGGCUUUCACCUUUCAAAAUAUUAAGAAAUAUAAAAUCAUAGUCAGUGCAUGACUGUACACUGUGGCCACAUCAGACCUUUUAUAUUCCAUAUUGACAACAUAAGAAAAAAAAAACAGCUAAUUGUUGCUGAGUUUUCAUAUUCUCUAGCUCAAGAUGAUCAGAAACGUCAUCUGAAAGGGUACCCACCUUCCUUAAACUGUAUGUGAGACAGACUAUCAGACUGUCUUACUAAACUCUCAGAUAAAUACUUGUGCUGACAUGCCAGAUUGUAAUGGGUUUGAUUCACACAGGCUGAUAUAAAUUUGUACCUUUACAUUUGAGUUUACAUUUGAAUUUUAAUCUGACAUGUACAUGUUUUUCUGUACUUUCCAGGGACAAUGCCAUUUUUCAUCCACUGCAAACCCUCAUUCACCCCAACUGUAAUUAUUAUUAUUAUUAUUAUUAUUAUUAUUAUUAUUAUUAUUAUUAUUAUUAUUAUUAUUAUUAUUAUUAUUAUCAUUAUUUCUCUUUUGUGGAAGGGACCAAGAUAUGUCAAAAAACUAUUUACUUUUAUGUUUUUCUAUUUAACAGAAGAUAAAGUAGCAAAUAGAUUUUAAGUUUGAACAUAAUGAAUGCAAAAAUCAAUACUUGAAAGAGAAGGUUGGGGAGAGAGAGAGAAAGAAACUAACAUGAAAGUAUUCUCAAACUGUGGAAGGAUGCAUGUUACUGUAUUCAUUAAAUGACUACAUAAUUGCAUUUCUAAGAAAGAAAACUACACAAAAGGAGCUUCUGCUUUGAUCAGUGCAGAAGUCUGCAGCUGUUUUGUUUAUUACAUCAGUUAAUUUUUUUGUGGAGAUUUUAUCUGGCAUCUGUGAGCUUUGUGUAUGUGAGUUCACAAUUGAAAUUUAAAAAGGUACAAGUGCUGUUCAAUUUAUGUUAAAUAAUAUAUAUAUCUAAUGUUAUUACAUCUGCACAUUAUAGAAAGAAAUCCUUCAGCACUUAAGCAUAGACCUGGACUAAAUAUGAUAUUUUGCUAUUGCUGCUCACAUUCAAUUAAUAUAUAAGGAGUAUUUAUUUCUUUAGAGAGAACACACUGCAACAGUUUUUUCCCCCUAAAACUGUAGCUUUAUGCGCUAACAUAAUCGAGAAAUUUGAUCCCAAAAAUUUUAUUUCACAUUUUAUACUGUUUAUUUGCACAACAAGUUAUAUACUCUGUAUUUAAAAAAAAUAAAAUAAAACAUUUUUAAAAAGUAAA